AUGGCGGACGUGGAAGAUAAGGCGAAGGCUGAGAAGCUUGCCGCUGCUAAGAAGCGGGUUGCGCAGUUACAAAAACAACAAGCGAAGGCCAGGAAGAAAGGUGCCGGGGCAGCUGAACAAGACAAAAAGGGCGAAGCGGCGUCGGCGUUGACGAAAACGGAUGAGACGGAGGCUCCUCCCUCCACCUCUUCUCCUCCACCAGUCCAGGAGGAAGAACAACAGCAACAAGAACAAGAAGAACCCUCAUCCCAGUCGCCCAUUGCUCCUCGCGCUCCGGAAUCCGACGAAACCCCAGAACCAGAACUCUUUGCCCCGGCACCCACAAAAGAAGUGACCACUGGUGAAUCCCCUUCCACACGAACCCCACACGCCCGCAAACAAUCCCUAUCCGUUCAAUCCAAACUUCGCUCCUCCGACUUCCGCCGCACGUCCGUCAGCCAGCAGACCGGUGCUCAGCCAGUCGCCCCAUCUUCCAAUGUCAAAUCACCCACGUUACCUCCUCUCAAUCCUGAUGGUGACGCAGUGCCUGAGGUAUUUAGGAAGCAGGCUCUGCGGCUUGAGGAGUUGGAGCGGGAGAAUAGACGGCUUGAAAGGGAGCUGGAGGAAGCCGGUGCCCGGUGGAAGAAGUCAGAGGAAAAGCUGGAGGAUUUGGGAGACGCGAGGGUGGAGUUGGUUGAGGUACAGGAUCGGCUGGGGAGAGCGGAGAAGAGGGCGGAGGAGGUGGAGAGGCUGUGCUACAACGGCAAAAUGCGCAACUGCAUAGCAAAUCACGGACGAAUAGCGGAGCUCCUGGGAAUUCAGAGUCGCCUCAGUCAGCUUUGCUCGCUCAAUUGGAUUCUAAAUCAGCGACGAUUGAAGCCAUGGAAUUAG
Molecule: messenger RNA, 870 nt
Organism: Histoplasma mississippiense
Lineage: Eukaryota; Fungi; Ascomycota; Eurotiomycetes; Onygenales; Ajellomycetaceae
Exons: 3
Coding region: 1-870 (289 amino acids)
Source: RefSeq, a predicted model, not a curated record